Messenger RNA from Ipomoea nil (Japanese morning glory), 468 nucleotides. RefSeq names its product WD repeat-containing protein 82-B-like. The transcript has 5 exons. Gene Ontology annotation, molecular function: chromatin binding; protein binding. Bases 25 to 468 code for a protein of 147 amino acids. Gene Ontology annotation, cellular component: Set1C/COMPASS complex. The record is from RefSeq and is a predicted model, not a curated record. Lineage: Eukaryota; Viridiplantae; Streptophyta; Magnoliopsida; Solanales; Convolvulaceae.
AACCAAUAGUCACUUCAUUUUAGAAUGGUUUCAGAAUCUCUGCGGCUUCUCUCGUUGCAUGAUAACAAAUAUUUGCGGUAUUUCAAGGGUCAUCAUGACAGGGUUGCCUCACUUAGUAUGUGCUCCAAAAAGGAGUGCUUUAUUUCUGGCUCACUUGAUCAAACUGUUAUGCUCUGGGACCAAAGAGCUGAAAAAUGCCAGGGCUUUCUACGUACACAAGGAAGACCAGCUAUUGCUUAUGAUGAGCAAGGGUUUGUUUUUGCAAUUGCUUUUGGUGGAUACAUAAGAAUGUUUGAUGCAUGCAAGUAUGAAAAGGACCCAUUCGAAAUAUUUUCAGUUGGUGGAGAUGUAUCAAAUGCAAAUGUUGUCAAGUUCAGUAGUGAUGGCAAACUUAUGCUUUUGACAACUCCAGAUGGAAAAAUUCAUGUCCUUGAUUCAUUCCGUGGCACAGAGAGUCGACAGCCAUGA